AUGAAAAUAAAGACUAUUUCAAGAUCAAGUGAUACGUACAUUGCGGAAAGAAAUACUGAUGAGAGUCGUAUAUCCCGUAACUUGAACCCUGCGCUCCACCCAUUCGAAAGAGCUAGAGAAUAUCAGAAGGCAUUGACAGCCACCAAAAUGGAAAGAAUGUUCGCACAACCGUUUGUUGGGCAGCUUGGUGAUGGUCAUAGGGAUGCGAUCUAUUCUAUUGCUCGUAAUUUUGAUAGUUUGAACAAAGUGGCCAGUGGGAGUGGAGACGGGGUCAUCAAAUAUUGGAACUUGAAAUCAAGAAAAGAGCUUGUCACAUUUAAAGCACAUUAUGGAAGAGUUAGUGGGUUGAUCGUUACACCAAAUGGAAGACUAUUAAGUUGUGGUCACGAUAAGACCAUCAAAAUGUGGUCGGUUAAUGAUGAAGAUUUCAAACAGCAAGCUAAAAAAUUAAAGCAAUACGAUGAUAAUGAAGAUGAGGAAAGUGAUUUUGAUGAUGAUGAAAGUAGUGACGAAGAAGAAGAAGCUGGCAAUGAACUCGAAAAUGGUUUCAUGAAUGAGAACGAAAUCAAUUCAAGUAAUGGUUUAAUAAAAACAUAUUUGGGUGAACACUCGUUUGAAUCAAUAGAUCAUCACUUUAAUAAAGAUUUGUUUGUCACGGGUGGCGCUCAAAUUGAAUUAUGGGACUCUAACCGUUCAAAGCCUAUUUCCAACUUGACCUGGGGUGCAGACAAUAUCACCACAGUACGAUUCAACAAUGUCGAGACGUCAAUCUUGGCAUCUGCUGGUAGCGAUAACACCGUUAUUUUGUAUGAUAUUAGAACCAAUUCACCAACUCAAAAAAUCGUUAAUACUCUCAGAACUAAUGCCAUUUGCUUCAACCCAAUGUCAGCCUAUAACUUUGUGUGUGCUUCUGAAGAUAGCAAUGUCUACGGUUACGACAUGAGAAAUAUGAAGAGAAGUACCAACGUUUAUAAAGAUCAUAUUUCUGCUGUAUUAGACGUUGAUUUUGCCCCAACUGGUAAAGAGCUUGUGACUGGUUCAUAUGACAAAACUAUUAGAAUCUUCAACGUUAACGAAGGUCAUUCAAGAGAAGUGUAUCACACCAAGAGAAUGCAGCAAGUUUACUGCACCAAAUACUCAUUGGAUUCCAAAUUCAUUUAUAGUGGUUCUGAUGAUUGUAAUAUCAGAAUUUGGAGAGCCGUCGCCUGGGAGAGAACUAAUGUCAAGUCUACCAGAGAAAGAAACAAAUUAGAAUACGACGCCAAAUUGAAAGAAAAAUUCAAGUUCAUGCCAGAAAUAAGAAGAAUAUCCAGACACAGACAUGUGCCUAUUGGUAUUAAAAAGGAUAGUGAGAAAAGGCAAAUCCAAACUCAAAGUAUCAAGAGAAGAGAAAACAAUGAAAGAUUGCACAGUAAAAAAGGCUCUAAACCAUUCAAAUCUGAAAGAGAGAAGCAUAUUGUUGCCAAUACUUAUAAAUGA
This is a messenger RNA of Saccharomycopsis crataegensis, 1479 nucleotides long. It is a transcript of the gene SOF1, whose product is annotated as rRNA-processing protein SOF1. The coding region runs from base 1 to 1479 and encodes 492 amino acids. The record is from RefSeq and is a predicted model, not a curated record. Gene Ontology annotation, cellular component: nucleolus; small-subunit processome. Lineage: Eukaryota; Fungi; Ascomycota; Saccharomycetes; Ascoideales; Saccharomycopsidaceae. Gene Ontology annotation, molecular function: protein binding. Gene Ontology annotation, biological process: maturation of SSU-rRNA from tricistronic rRNA transcript (SSU-rRNA, 5.8S rRNA, LSU-rRNA). The transcript has a single exon.